Molecule: messenger RNA, 1713 nt
Organism: Erpetoichthys calabaricus (reedfish)
Lineage: Eukaryota; Metazoa; Chordata; Cladistia; Polypteriformes; Polypteridae
Product: zinc transporter 10-like
Exons: 4
Coding region: 112-1374 (420 amino acids)
Biological process (GO): detoxification of zinc ion; zinc ion transmembrane transport; manganese ion transport
Cellular component (GO): membrane
Molecular function (GO): zinc ion transmembrane transporter activity
Source: RefSeq, a predicted model, not a curated record
CUGUCGGCGCAGCUGUGUCACGGCGUCAGUGGCGUCCCAGUGGCGCGGCUGUGCACAUCGCCACCCGCUUGGCUCCCAGUUGACAGGCGGCCGGUCAGCUCGCUCCGAGACAUGGGGCGCUACAACGGCAAGACCUGCCGCCUCAUCUUCAUGCUCGUCAUGACGACGCUCUUCUUCCUCGCCGAGCUGGUGUCCGGCUACCUGGGCAACUCCAUCGCGCUCGUGUCCGACUCGUUCAACAUGCUGUCCGACCUCAUCUCGAUCUGCGUUGGCAUCUUCGUCCUGCGCCUCGCCCGCUUCCAGCGCUCGCCUCGCUUCACGUACGGACUGCCGCGCACCGAGGUGCUGGGCGCCCUGGGCAACACCAUCUUCCUCACGGCCCUGUGCUUCACGAUCUUCGUGCAGGCGCUCACGCGACUGAUGGAGCCGCAGAAGAUCUCGGACCCGGAGCUGGUGCUGAUCGUCGGGGCGCUCGGGCUGGCCAUCAACAUCGUGGGGCUCAUCAUCUUCCAGGAGUGUUGCUUCUGCAAGCCGCCGGACGGGGGCGCCGAGGAGACCCGGCUGCGCGACGGAGAGGACAGCGAAGCAGGUGCCAUCACCAUCAGCAGCAUCCAGCUGGACAGCCGAGACCAGAAGAAGGACGAUGGCCCAGCUACUGUGGCCUUGAAUAUCCGAGGUGUCCUGCUCCAUGCGCUGAGUGAUGCCCUCGGCUCGGUGGUGGUGUUGGUGACUGCCACUGUCUUCUAUAUAUGGCCCUUGUCAUCUGAGUCUCCAUGUAACUGGGAGUGCUACGUAGAUCCCAGCCUGUCCAUUAUCAUGGUCAUCAUCAUCAUGUCGUCGGCCAUUCCUCUCCUCAAAGAGACGGCUAGCAUUCUGCUGCAGAUGGUGCCCAAUGGAGUCGACGGCAAGAAGAUUGGUGAGGCUCUCCAGCAGGUGCCCGGCGUGCAGGGCGUUCAUGAGCUGCACAUGUGGGAGCUGGCAGCAGGGCGCAAUGUCGCCACAGUCCAUGUGAAGAGUGCCAACCUGGCGGCUUUUCAGCACGCUGAGCACCAGAUUCGCGAGAUCUUCCACCAAGAGGGGAUUCACUCCACGACCAUCCAGCUUGAGCUGACCCACCAGGACAAGCCCAGCAAGGCCGCCCUUCUCUGCUCGGCCGCCUGCCUGUCCCAGGAGUGCCAGAGCCAGAUGUGCUGUCACACGGCCCCCAGCGCCUCGGGAUGUGACGUCAGGGGCUACGUGGAGAUCGGCAGUGACCCUCCCGAGGACUUUGUGAAUGGGAGUGUGCUGAGCCCACCAGACGAGGUGAUGAUCCUGCCAGAGUCCGUCGACCAGGCCCCCAAGAACACAGAUGUCCUGAGGAGUACUCACCUGUAAGGGGUGCUGUGUGGAGAGGACCCAGAGACCCCAGAGAGGCAAAUGAAGGAGAUGACAAGCCACCAGAGCAGGGGUGACGAUAACUGAAUGUUUGAAAUUCAGGAGACCACACCAUCAUGAUGUCCUUAACAAAGGGGGAGACCUGAAGCACUCAAGUCAGUCCUCUUGACCCAAUGUGACCCACACUGUCACCAGCUGUACCAGUAUCCCCCAUGCCAGCCCUGGCCCAUCUACCCCAUGCCCUGCCCCCUAUGCCCAGUGGCCUACGCUGCUCAUGUGCUGCUGUCUUUUUGAUACCCGGCCCCCAACUGGCCCCCCCACUGCCACAUCCUCUACACU